GUUACUACCGGAGUAGUGAGCUGUGUGAACAUCAAUGACAUGGGCGGCCGGCAUCCAUCUGACUUUCUAUUACUACCAUGUCAAAUUUCGUUCCAUAUCAACAAAGCUAUGGAACCUAUCAACAACCUUAUCCUAUCGUGUACGCAACUGGUUCAGGACCGCCCCAGCUGCUUCAACCAGCGGUAGCGCAUUAUCCUCAUCGAUUCCCGCCGCCGCCAGCAGUGGCCUCAACUUAUCAGUUUCAUGUCCAGUCGCGCCAAUCGAGCGUGGCAGUCGCUGAGAUCAUACCAGAUAUCUCUCCAGAAAUAGCUUCCAAAGAAGUCCAACGGCUCAUCCUUGCCCAGCUACAGACCUCGGAAUAUGAUUCAAUCGAACCCCCGGCGUUGAAGAGACUAGAGAAAGAAGUCGUAGCGUUCAUUCAGAAUCUAUAUGAACGCGCCCACCAGUAUGCUAAUCUUGCCAAUCGUGCGAUACCGAUAGCAAAGGACAUGCUAAUGGCAUGCGAGGAGCGAGAUUUGAAAACAAAGGAUCUACGCACAGUCGCUGCAGAAUUUACAAAAGCUUCUGCUGAACCAGCCGAACCAAUUUUUGAAAUGCCAUCUUCGCGAUCGCAGUCGCCCGAACUCCUCCCUUCAGAUGACGAGAAUAUGCCGCCCGUUGUGCCAGGAACUCUACGCCGGCUUCCGACCCAUUUUCCUCCAUUGCCACCCAAGCAUACAUAUCUCAGAACGCCAGCCUCUCCUCCUAAAAAAGCUGCGCUUCCCUCACUCGAAAGGAAACUCAAGACUGCAGGGCUGGUUCAGGAGUCAUUGAAGAAUCUGCUCACAGCAACAGAGGAUAAUCUCGGGCAAGAAGAUGGCGAAUUGCUAGGUCAUAUUGUCAACUGGGAAACUUCUACGUACCCACGGAAACGCUGGAAAGUUUCGGCUUAACCAUUUGAUUUUGCAUAUACUUUGGCUUUAUAGUCCUUUUUUGUGCCAAUCGAAUCAUUUAACUGGGUGGUCUGGUCCUUGUCACGAGUCAUGACUGAUCUUACUCCACAUAUGACGUUAGACUAAAGA
This is a messenger RNA of Suillus bovinus, 1061 nucleotides long. RefSeq lists its product as uncharacterized. Bases 78 to 932 code for a protein of 284 amino acids. Gene Ontology annotation, biological process: transcription initiation at RNA polymerase II promoter. NCBI's taxonomy places the organism in Eukaryota, Fungi, Basidiomycota, Agaricomycetes, Boletales, Suillaceae. The transcript has 4 exons. The record is from RefSeq and is a predicted model, not a curated record. Gene Ontology annotation, molecular function: protein heterodimerization activity. Gene Ontology annotation, cellular component: transcription factor TFIID complex.